Messenger RNA from Solea solea (common sole), 8608 nucleotides. RefSeq names its product zinc finger, SWIM-type containing 8 (gene zswim8). The transcript is spliced from 26 exons. The record is from RefSeq and is a predicted model, not a curated record. Bases 1381 to 7341 code for a protein of 1986 amino acids. Gene Ontology annotation, molecular function: zinc ion binding. Gene Ontology annotation, cellular component: Cul2-RING ubiquitin ligase complex. Lineage: Eukaryota; Metazoa; Chordata; Actinopteri; Pleuronectiformes; Soleidae.
UGUGUGAGAGAGAGAGAGAGAGAGAGGCAGAGAGAGAGAGAGAGAGAGAGCCUGGCUAACAAAGAUAAGGGACAUUCUCGGGAGGAUCCCGGUGACACUGGUCGGCAGAGACGGGUGGAGGACACGCAGGACACGCAGGACAGCGGGUGUCAGUGUGACAGGAUUAUACACGUGAAUGACUCAGCAGAGUUUAUGCUCCACAGUUGACGGAGGACAGCAGCAGCAGCAGCAGCGGCGGCGGCGGCGGCGGCAGCUUUUACCGUUCCACACAGGACUACAACACAAAGAAGAGGAAACAUCGAAACUGGCACUGAUGAUUAACAAGAGCGUGUGAAGCGUGUGUGGACUGAGGACAUUUCAAAGUGGAGACGAUAGAAGAGACGGAGACACGCGCGCGACACAGUGAAAGCUCCUCAUCUCAGUCAAUGUAAACAAACAGCUAUUCAAGCUAGCCCAAGUUAGCCGAUACUAGGGUUAGCUUUCCACUGCUAGUCCGUGCAGCUAGCGUCAAAUAGUGGGUCAAAGCGAACGUAAACCAGACUGAAGUGUCAAUAUUUCGACUUGAAAUCGACAUUUGAAUCAAAUAUAGCACAGUUGAGCGAAUGACAGCUAUAUUUACUCCCCAAGUAUGCAGCUAGCCUCCAUGCUAACAUCGGCUAAAUGUGAUUUGCGUUAGCAUUAACAACCUAAUAACAUCACAAGCAGCACGAUUCGCGUGAGUUGAACGUGGAUGAUGUUCGUGAAUAGCGACACAGUGUGUCUUUGUCCCACUUGAAGGGUCGGCGUAAAGGCAACAAUAGAGACAUCAUCUUGUCUCCAGCGUUCGAGCAGCUGAUUGGCUGAACACAGGAGGACGUAGGGAUGAAGGAGAACAACUUCUUCUUGCUCUUUCUUAAACAAGUGAUCGCAUCGCGGUAAAGUCUCUCAGCCUCGGUGAGUGUUGUCGUCUGUUGUGUUCGUCAGCAGUUAAACUGACGAACGGGAUCUUCAAUGAUCUUCACUGAUCUUCACUGAUCUUCACUACACACAUGUCCACCACCGCUCAGUGUGGACCGGUUUGUUUCAUUGAUCUAGUUAGUAGUUUAGUUUGACUUGAGUCUAGGGGGAGCCCAUCUGUUCUAGUCGUUUAUGGACACUUGUUGCGAACAGUUUUCACCUUGUCAGGGUUUGAAUGAGAUUAUCUGUGUUGGAGGUCCCGGCUGUAAAUCACUCAGUCAGUCAAUAAGAACGGCUCUCAGCUGUGUUUUGGUUGCUCCCCUCCCCCAGCCCACAAGUCUUCUUUUCAAGAGUCCCUCGAUCCUCGGUCGACUCUUUGGACGACAAUAACAGGGGUGUUUUGUUUUUUAUCGUGGGCCCUCGAGCAGCUCAACAUUGGAUGUAAUGGAACUGAUGUUCGCCGAGUGGGAGGACGGGGAGAGGUUCUCAUUCGAAGACUCGGACCGGUUCGAGGAAGACUCUCUGUGCUCCUUCAUCUCAGAGGCCGAGAGCCUCUGUCAGAACUGGAGAGGAUGGAGGAAGCAGUCUGCUGGACCCAACUCACCCACUGUCAAAAUUAAAGAUGGUCAGGUCAUUCCCCUGGUGGAGUUGUCAGCUAAACAGGUGGCGUUCCACAUACCAUUCGAGGUGGUGGAGAAAGUCUAUCCCCCAGUCCCUGAACAGCUCCAGCUACGCAUCGCCUACUGGAGUUUCCCUGAAAAUGAGGAAGACAUCAGGUUAUAUUCCUGCCUGGCCAAUGGGAGUCCAGAUGAAUUUCAACGUGGAGAGCAACUGUACAGGAUCAGAGCUGUCAAAGACCCGCUUCAGAUCGGCUUCCACCUCAGUGCCACAGUGGUGACCAGUCAGGCCGGUCAGUCUAAAGGAGCCUACAACGUGGCUGUUAUGUUUGACCGCUGCCGCAUCACUUCCUGUAGUUGCACAUGUGGUGCAGGAGCCAAAUGGUGUGCCCAUGUUGUAGCGCUGUGUCUCUUCAGGAUCCACAAUGCAUCAGCAGUGUGUCUUAGGGCUCCAGUCUCUGAGUCUUUAUCUAGACUGCAGAGGGACCAGCUCCAGAAGUUUGCCCAGUACCUCAUCAGUGAACUGCCUCAGCAGAUCCUUCCCACCGCUCAGCGGUUGCUGGAUGAGCUGUUGUCUUCUCAGUCCACUGCCAUCAACACUGUGUGUGGAGCUCCAGACCCGACUGCAGGCCCUUCAGCUUCUGACCAGAGCACUUGGUAUUUGGAUGAGUCGACUCUCAGUGACAACAUCAAAAAGACUCUACACAAGUUCUGUGGGCCGUCACCUGUUGUCUUCAGUGAUGUAAACUCCAUGUACCUGUCGUCCACGGAGCCGCCCGCAGCUGCAGAGUGGGCGUGUCUGCUGCGACCACUGAGGGGCCGCGAGCCAGAAGGCAUCUGGAACCUUUUGUCCAUCGUCAGGGAGAUGUUUAAGAGACGAGACAGCAACGCAGCGCCGCUUCUGGAGAUCCUCACAGAGCAGUGUCUCACCUAUGAACAGAUCAUCAGCUGGUGGUACAGCGUCCGGACGUCAGCCUCCCACAGCAGUGCCAGCGGCCACACUGGACGCAGCAACGGCCAGUCAGAGGUGGCGGCUCACGCCUGUGCCAGCAUGUGUGAUGAGAUGGUGGUGCUCUGGAGGCUGGCGGUGCUCGACCCGACCAUGAGCCCCUGCAGGCGUCUGGAGCUGGCUGUCCAGUUGAAGCAGUGGCAUCUCAAAGUCAUUGAAAUCGUGAAGCGGGGGCAACAUCGGAAAUCCUUGGAUAAACUGUUCCAGGGCUUCAAGCCUGCGGUCGAGUCCUGCUAUUUCAACUGGGAGGUUGCCUACCCACUGGAAGGCAUCACCUACUGUAGUGCCGAUAAGAAGAGCGCAAACUUCUGCUGGUCCAGAGCAGUGCAACAUCAACGAGGAGUCAAAGCUGCCGCAGGGGGGGGUGGAGACGCGGAGUCAGGGGGAGUAGGGAGAGCUGAAGGUGGAGAUUGUAAAGGAAGAGGCAGCAGUCACUUGUCCCAACAGGAGGUGGCAGUACGACCCAAGGAGACCAUUCUGACCAAGAGGAAGGGGCUGUCUGUGAGCGGCGGCGGGGGGAUGCUGGUCCGUCUUGGGGGGAGUGUCUCUCUGUCCCUGGACGAUGGAGGUGUGAAGUGCAUGUACAAAGGGCCAGGGUCCUCCUCUGGAGGAAAGCUGAAACUGACUCCUGGAGGUAUAAAGGGUGCAUCUGUUGGAGGUGCUGCAGGGAAUGGAGGGUUAGGAGGCGGUAAGCACGGCAGCGCCAAGCGGAGAACCAGCAGUGAGGAUAGCUCCCUGGAGCCGGACAUGGCUGAGCUCAGUCUGGAUGAUGGCUGCAAUCUGGCUCUGGGCGCUGAGGCAAGCAACACUUUUGAGUUCCUCCCUCCACCACCAGAGAUGGUGCCGUCUCCGAGCCCCCUGCUGCGAGACUCUCGCAAGUACAACAGCAGCAGCACGGGAGGCAAGAACUUUGAUACCAAGCGCAUCGGCCUUAACGCGGCUGUACUUCCUGCUCCAGAGCCCACUCACCCCUGCUUCCCCUCCAAAGAGACGGUGGCAGGUGUUACGGACACGCCCAGUGCUGCAGAGAAGCAGGCGGAGGCGGAGCCGGAGCCGGAGCCGGAGGUGGAGUCUGUCCAGAACAAAGACGAAGAUGUGGACUCACCUGACAGUAACCAUCCAUCCACCUCCAGCGCAACAGCAAGACCAGGCACCGCUCCAGCAUCUGCAAAGGCACCGCGCGGCAACAGAGAGGUGGUGCCUGCAGGAGCUCCAGAAGCUGCAGAAGCUGCAGGAGCUGCAGGAGCUGCAGAAGCUGCAGAAGCUGCAGGAGCUGCAGGAGCUGCAGGAGCUGCAGGAGCUGCAGGAGCAGCGGCUGCAGGUGGACCAGCUGGAGGAGAAGCUGUGGGUGAGGACGACUAUCAAGCGUACUACCUGAGCGCUGCCUCAGAGGAGGGAGCAGAGCGGCAGCUGACUGACAACCAUCAGGAGGAAGAGCCAGACAUCUUUGCUGGAAUCAAACCUCUGGAGCAGGAAGGACGCAUGGAGGUUCUGUUUGCGUGUGCAGAGGCUCUGCACGCCCAUGGUUACAGUAACGAGGCGUGCCGGCUGGCCGUGGAGCUGGCCACUGACCUGUUGGCUAACCCUCCAGACCUGAAGGUGGAGCAGCCACAGACCAAGGGGAAGAAGAGCAAGGUGUCGACCAGCCGUCAGACACAGGUGGCGACUAACACGCUGUCCAAAGCUGCUUUCCUCCUCACUGUCCUCAGUGAGAGGCUGGAGCUGCACAACCUGGCCUUCAGCACUGGCAUGUUCUCCCUGGAACUCCAGAGACCACCGGCAUCCACCAAAGCUCUGGAGGUGAAGCUGGCCUAUCAGGAGUCAGAGGUGGUGUCUCUGUUGAAGAAGAUCCCUCUGGGUCUGGUGGAGAUGUCGGCCAUCAGAGAGAGAGCUGAGCAGCUGAGAGACGGAAACUUCUGUGAUUACAGACCGGUGCUGCCGCUCAUGUUGGCCAGCUUCAUCUUUGAUGUCCUGUGUACUCCAGUUUGUGCAGUGGUGUCCCCAACAGGGUCCCGUCCACCGAGCCGUAACCGUAACAACGAGAUGCCCGGUGAUGAAGAGCUGGGCUUCGAGGCAGCUGUUGCUGCAUUAGGCAUGAAGACCACGGUCAGCGAGGCAGAACAUCCUCUUCUCUGUGAGGGAACCAGGCGCGUGAAGGGUGACCUCGCUCUGGCCCUCAUGAUCACGUAUAAGGACGACCAGAGCAAGCUGAAGAAGAUACUUGAUAAGUUGUUGGACAGGGAGAGUCAGACCCACAAGCCUCAGACUCUCAGCUCCUUCUACUCCAGUAAGCCAGCAGCCGGCAGCCAGCGCAGCCCGUCCAAGCACACUAUCUCUGGCCACAGCGGGGUGGGCGGAGCUACAGGGGGAGUCUCCAAACACGCACCUUCAUCUUCCUCUUCAGCGCCCACUGUGACAGCCUCUUCCUCUGCUGUGACACUGGCUGCAGAAGAGGUCGCUCGUCAGGCCGAACUACAGCCAGUGCAAAGCAGCACAGCAGGGGAGAGCACUGCUGAGACCAGGGAGCAUGUAUCAGAUGGGCCUCCGUCAUCCAGUGACCAGCAGAAUGAGACGGCUCCGUUUAAGCUGGAGGUCACUGUUCCCAGUCGACUAGCAUUGGGCGCGCGCUGUGGUUACAGCCAACGCUGCUGGGGCUCACCUGUGCGACAGAAGAAGAAACACACUGGCAUGGCAAGUAUCGACAGCAGUGCUCCAGAAACCACCUCAGACAGUUCCCCCACCCUCAGCCGCCGCCCACUCCGGGGCGGCUGGGCCGCAGCAUCGUGGGGGCGGGGCCAGGACAGUGACAGCAUCAGCAGUUCAUCAUCAGAUUCGUUGGGCUCCUCCUCCUCCAGCGGCUCUCGUAGGGCAGGGGGCGGGGCCAGAGCAAAGAGCAAUGACACCAGCAGGUACAAAGGGCGGCGCCCAGAGUGCCAUGCCCCCCACGUACCCAAUCAGCCGUCAGAGGCCGCAGCACAUUUUUACUUUGAGCUGGCCAAGACGGUGCUGAUCAAAGCCGGAGGAAACUCGUCCACCUCCAUUUUCACUCAGCCCUCAGCCAGUGGGGGCCACCAGGGGCCCCACAGGAACCUCCACCUGUGCGCCUUUGAAAUCGGCCUGUACGCCCUUGGACUACACAACUUUGUCUCUCCCAACUGGCUCUCCAGGACCUACUCCUCUCAUGUGUCCUGGAUCACUGGCCAGGCCAUGGAGAUUGGCAGUGCUGCUCUGAACAUCUUGGUGGAGUGCUGGGACGGUCACCUGACUCCUCCAGAGGUGGCGUCCUUAGCAGACCGAGCGUCGCGGGCCAGAGACCUUAACAUGGUGCGGGCGGCAGCAGAGCUGGCCCUGAGCUGUCUGCCUCACGCUCAUGCUCUGAAUCCUAAUGAGAUCCAGAGAGCACUGGUGCAGUGUAAAGAGCAGGACAACGUGAUGCUGGAGAAGGCCUGCAUGGCAGUAGAGGAAGCAGCUAAAGGAGGGGGCGUGUAUCCUGAGGUUCUGUUUGAAGUGGCUCAUCAGUGGUACUGGCUGUACGAGCAGUCUGUGGGCGGGGGCUCGGCCCAGCAGAGGGAGACGUCUGGACGUUGCGGGGCCAACGGGGGUUCGGGCAGGAGGUCACAGGAAUCCACCUGCGUGGUCCUGGACGGCGGGGUCAACAUGGAGUCUCAGGGGACGGCGACCGUCACGGCCUCGGUCACGGCGGCGGCCGUGGUGCCCGUCAUCUCCGUGGGCUCCACCAUCUACCAGUCCCACGCCAUCGCGGGCCAGGCCAUGGCUCACCCUCACACCCAGGGCCUCCACCCCUACACCACCAUACAGGCCCACCUCCCCACUGUGUGCACCCCACAGUACCUGGGACACCCUCUGCAGCAUGUCCCCCGCCCCACUGUCUUUCCUGUGACUGGAGCUGCUUAUCCACAGGGAAUGCACCCAGCGUUUAUCGGGGCUCAGUUCCCGUUCUCCGUGGCCACUGGCCCACAGCCACCCAUGACAGCCACAGCUGUGACUUUCCCUGGUGUCCCCGUCCCAUCCAUGACUCAAAUAGCCGUCCAUCCCUACCACACUGAGAGCGGCCUGCCGCUCAGCACCACUGUAGCAGUCGGCAGCGUCCAUGCGGGCCAGACCAUCCAGACCAUCCAGGGAGCGUCCAUGCCGUCCCUCUCCUCACAGCCCGGCUCCAUGGUCAGCACUCACACUUUCCUGGCAGAGGACGAGCAGCACAGUCAGCCCAUCAGCCAGCAGGGGCUGCACCACCUGCACUCGGCCUACAGAGUUGGCAUGCUGGCAUUAGAGAUGCUGGGUAGAAGAGCUCACAACGACCAUCCUAACAACUUCUCCAGGAGUCCUCCUUACACUGAAGAUGUGAAGUGGCUGCUGGGACUGGCUGCUCGGCUCGGAGUCAACUAUGUGUACCAGUUCUGUGUGGGAGCAGCAAAAGGUGUCCUCAGUCCGUUUGUCCUGCAGGAGAUCAUCAUGGAAGCGCUGCAGAGGCUAAACCCCGCCCACAUCCACGCCCACCUCCGGACACCUGCUUUCCAUCAGCUUGUCCAGCGCUGCCAACAGGCUUACCUGCAGUACAUCCACCACCGGCUCAUCCACCUGACACCUGCAGACUACGACGACUUUGUCAACAUCAUCCGCAGCGCGAGAGGAGCGUUCUGUCUGACGCCUGUGGGCGUGAUGCAGUUUAACGACGUGCUGCAGAACCUGAAGAGAGGCAAACAGACCAAGGAGCUGUGGCAGCGCAUUUCCCUAGAGAUGGCAACCUUCUCACCCUGAUCCUGGUCCUGGUCCUGGUCCUGGUCCUGAGGCUGAGGCUGAGGCUGCCUCCAACACUGCUACUGCCACUACAUCUGCUGCUGUGUGGUUCCUCUGCAACACAACACAACACAGCACAGAGACAGGACAAUCACCACAGAGACUUUUUAUAAACCUGCUCUCUUCUUCUUCUUCUUCUCUUUUCCACUGACUCCUCCUCACUCAUUCUUUUUCCUUGGUUCAUGUUGGUGUAACUGUGGAAAUUAAAAAGUGUACUCCUUCCUUUCUGCAUCUAAUCCAUCUUUUCCAUUUCCCCCACACUGAAGACAUUUGAUGGGUCUGUCUGUCUGUCUGUCUGUGUCUGUCUGUCUGUCUGUCGCGCCUCCAUCCUCACUUUAUUUCCAGUGUUUCCUAGUUUUUCUACAGUUGUGUUUGUGGAUGCGAGUGCUGAUGCUGUGGAUGUGCAGUGUGGGAGAAAAGGAAAAAACACAAGUUUAAUAAGAGAAAUGUGAGGAUUUUUUCAGUAUUUUGUUGAAUCUUUUUUGAUAUUUUGUAUAGAAUCUGAAUGCAGAUAGAAAUGGGAGCGAGAGUGUGAGAGAACAUUAAAAGGUGCUGUUGCUGUGGAUCCACAUUGACAUUUCUGCCUGACGAGCGACACGGACACAACUUCAGAGUCCGGCAAAGCAGGACCACACUCACUCUUCCUCUAUGUUAGAACCAGGUCCAGGAUGUUCUGUUCUCACCUGAGCUGAUCGUGUGGUUGUAUGAGAUAUUGACACAGUCAUGAUAUAUUAUGUCACUGUUCUGACACGCGAGCCCCAAAGUCCAGAGAAAAUCUGUGUUUGAAGUCAGGAGAAGUCGGCUUACGUCAGUGAAAGCAGCAACAAUGUUUCCAUGUUGAGCUUCAAACACAAACUAUGAUUCACUGUCAAAGUUUGAUUAACGUUCAGAUUUCAUACGUGAUCUCCCACACACACACACACACACACACACACACACACGCUCGCUCAUGUACCUGUGGUGCUGUUUCUCUGUGUCCAGGCUCUGACUCUGCUGGUUGUGAACGUGCCUCUCUGAUUGGCUCGAGGGCCUCGCAGGCAAAGGGCGACUUCGUAGAAAAUGUACUGUGAUAUUUUUGUAUUCCUCAACCAAGUGUAGCUUGAUUGAAAAGUUCUAUAUGUGACGAUUGCUAAAGGUUCUAAAUUAGAGUGAAAAACGAAAUAAAAAAAACGUAAAAGCAAUACUGAAUGUGUAGAGUUUACUUAAUAAAGUUAUUUCAAAAUGCUAA